AUGGAGAAGAGUGUUGGAGAAGAAUGUAAAAAGGGGUUGUCAGCCAAUGGAAUGUUUGAGCUGAGUGAGGCAAGAAAGAUGUGGCCUCUAAAAAGGACAAGAGAAGAGAGAUUGGAAGAAGCAAAGUUAUGCAGGGUCCUGAAGGUUUUGAAAGGUCUCACUCUGAAAAUUGACUGUGGACAAACGGUGGCAUUGGUUGGCAGCGGUGGAUGUGGUAAGAGCAUAAUGGUCCAGCUGCUUCACAGGUUUUAUGAUCCACAGGAAGGAGUGGUGACUAUACAAUGGACGGACAUAAAGUCCCGUAAUCUGAGACAUUACCGAGAAUUCAUUGGUGUGGUCAGUCAGGAACCUGUUCUGUUUGGGACAACAAUUAGAAACAAUAUAAGAUAUGGUCGAGAGGAUGUAACUGAUGAAGAAAUUGAGAAUGCAGCAAAAGAAGCAAAUGCUUAUGAUUUUAUCAUGGAGUUUCCUGAUGUAAGUAAUACCCUUGUAGGAGAAAGAGGAGCCCAGAUGAGUGGUGGGCAGAAGCAGAGAAUAGCCAUAGCUCGAGCUUUGGUGCGCAACCCUAAAAUUCUCUUGUUAGAUGAGGCCACAUCCACCCUGGAUACAGAAAGUGAGUCAGUAGUCCAAGCUGCACUGGAAAAGGCCAGCAAAGGUCGAACCACUCUUGUAAUAGCUCAUCGGCUUUCCCCCAUUCGGACUGCAAAUGUAAUAGUGGCCAUAGCUGAUGGUGCUGUGGCUGAAGUAGGAACACAUUCAGAGCUGAUGGAGAAAAGGGGGUUAUAUUAUUCACUUGCAGCAGCACAGGUACCUUACAAAGAUACUAAAGUUUUGCUGUGA
Emys orbicularis (European pond turtle) is the source of this 840-nucleotide messenger RNA. RefSeq names its product ATP-binding cassette sub-family B member 5-like. The coding region runs from base 1 to 840 and encodes 279 amino acids. Gene Ontology annotation, biological process: transmembrane transport. The transcript has 6 exons. Gene Ontology annotation, molecular function: ATPase-coupled transmembrane transporter activity; ATP hydrolysis activity; ATP binding. Lineage: Eukaryota; Metazoa; Chordata; Testudines; Emydidae. The record is from RefSeq and is a predicted model, not a curated record. Gene Ontology annotation, cellular component: membrane.